GACCCAAGCGUCAUUACAGGGUUAAUUGAGAUUUCUGCAUUUACUAACACCAGUAUGUGCUUCUUUCUCUUGUGCCUCGCGUAAUUCCAUUUUCUCGGGAAUAUAGAAUGAGUGAUUCACAUUAAUUCUAGCAAGUGUAAUUGUUGCAUCUCUGAAAGCCCUUGAAUUAUAGCGUGUGAGUUGUAAAAAGGGGGACAGUUUGUGGAUGCCAAAGAAGCAUCAGUUUUUGUUUGAGUAAAUUCCUCUGCGCCUUGGACGUUUUCUUUGGUGAAAUAUUUGCAAUUUCGCAAAAGAAAAUGAGUGGAAAUCGCGAUAGAAUACGUGAUCCGCGAGAAGAGAUUCUACUGGAGACGAAUUUUGACGAAGAUGGGGCCCUUACGAGGGCGUACAACAAUAACAAUAGCAAUCCCACAAGGAGGCAAAAUUCCAUGCGAUCCGAGUAUUCAGUGGAUCGAUAUUCAACAGCUUCUCUGCAUGGAAAUCGAAGGAAAGGUGACUGCUGCAAAUCAUGCAUGACACGAAUCCCCUAUGCUACCCUUAUUGCUACUGUGAUGUGCCUGAUUGGCGUAGUUGUAUUCUGUGGGACAAUGUACAGGGGUACAAGUCUCACGGUAAUAAUGCUAGAUCAGGUAUUUCACAUUCGUCUGCUGUGGAUUGAGGCAGUUCAGUUGAUUUUUGUCAUCAUUGGUGCAUCAAUGGGUGCCCUGGGUUUCAUGAUUCUCUUCGUGGGAUUCCUGGCCACGGGUGCAACGCGAUAUAAAGUAUACCGGGCCUGGAGAUCGCGUGUUGGAGGUCGUAUUUCAUGUGCAGUCUUUAUGGGUAUCACCUACAUCCUCAAUAUUGUGUGGAUCUUGAUUUUGUGCUUCCUGGCCAUUGUCACUUUUGUCUUCACCAUUUUCUGGAAUAUGUGCUCAACACCUGAUGUCCAAUCACACAAAUCCUGCAUUGACUUCACGCAGUUCUACUUUAUGUUCCCGGAUGGAACACCACAGGAACGCAUGAAGGUGUGCAAGGAGUUCGAAGUGAAAGCCUUCUGCAAGGAUGCAGUUGAAACGGCUGAAAUAAUGUUCAUUCUGGCCUUUGUCUCGUGCCUCCUUAUCAUUCUCAGUCUUGUCCACUAUCUCAUGUGUCUAGCUGCCAAUUAUGCUCAUAUCAGAGAUCAUGAGAAAUUCCAGGAACUGCAGGAAAUGCAAAAUCUCAAUGAUAUGGAAUAUAGUGCAGCUAGCAAAGAGAGAUUCUAGGAUACGGCUCGUGGGAAUUAUGCUGGGUAUCCUGAGUACAAUGUUUGAAGGAUCCUUUUGUUUUGGAAGACUUUCCCCUUUGGUUUUAUUUGAAGAACAAAACAGCCUAUUUUAUUUUUGCAUGCACAAAAUAUCAUUCCUAACAUAUCCGUCCAACACGAGGUUUCAUUUUACUUUUAUUAAUUGAUCAUUUCUGAGUACUCAGCAUAAUUCUCUCGAGGUCGUCAGUUAAGCCAGAUUUUUACAAAAAAUAUAUUUUUUAACUAUACAGAAAAAAACACCCCACAAAAAAUAGAAUUAACACAUUCCAUCAAAGUAUUUCAUCCAAUUAAAGAUAGUAUUUGUAAUAAGUGUAAGAAUAAUUGCAGUAUUUUUGCUGGAAACAUACAAAAUAAAAAUGUAAAUGUAGAAUUUCCCCUCAAAAAAUAUAAAUUACAAUUACAGCCUAAUGUGAAGCAAAAAUUCCACAAAAUAUGAUGUUAGUAGAAAAUAAAAUAUAAAGUAAAAGCACAAAUUUUUGAAGAAAAAAUAAAGAAAAUAUUAGAAAUUAGACCUAAGCGACAAAUACUGCCCAAUUUUAUCAAUAUUAUAUAUAAAUUAUAUAUUUUCCACCAAUUAAAAAAAAAGAGACAUUACGACGAAAAAUCGAAGACUUGUAUCCCUUGAAUGUAAAUCAAAAAAUGAUUUUUAAAAAAUAUUUAUAGAUGUAGAGAUGUAAGAAUUUAUUUGUAUUAGAUUAAAAAUCUAGAAUUGAUGCAAUUUACGUGGACAAUGAAAAUGUAAGAAGGAAAACCCCAUUAUCGAUUUUUAUGAAUUUAUUCAAUAAAUUUGUACCCAAAACUA
Messenger RNA from Phlebotomus papatasi, 2084 nucleotides. It is a transcript of the gene M6, whose product is annotated as neuronal membrane glycoprotein M6-a. The transcript is spliced from 2 exons. Gene Ontology annotation, cellular component: plasma membrane. Lineage: Eukaryota; Metazoa; Arthropoda; Insecta; Diptera; Psychodidae. The record is from RefSeq and is a predicted model, not a curated record. Bases 297 to 1241 code for a protein of 314 amino acids. Gene Ontology annotation, biological process: neuron projection development.